This is a messenger RNA of Phytophthora nicotianae INRA-310, 1305 nucleotides long. RefSeq lists its product as hypothetical. The coding region runs from base 1 to 1305 and encodes 434 amino acids. The transcript is spliced from 3 exons. Gene Ontology annotation, molecular function: protein kinase activity. NCBI's taxonomy places the organism in Eukaryota, Oomycota, Peronosporomycetes, Peronosporales, Peronosporaceae. The record is from RefSeq and is a predicted model, not a curated record.
AUGACUUCGCUGUGGAUACUGCGCUUGAUCCCGCUGCUUGUGGUCGCGUUCAGGCCCGUUCAUGCGGUCACAAUGGAAGCCGUCGAGAUUUUCUCGGGCGUCAACUGUGCUGGAACGCCAGACGUGUUGGCCAUGUACAAUGUGUCUGCGAGCUGCGCCGUGGACGCGUGCAGUGAUAUCAACUUCGGCAAUGACACGUACUACAUCAGCCGGGCGUGUAACAUCUCGGACAGAUUUGCUCAUACUCAACAGGUAUUCGGAGACUUCACCCGGGCGUGUAACAUCUCGGACAGAUUUGCUCAUACUCAACAGGUAUUCGGAGACUUCACGUACGUGAUCAUGGAGACAUACGACAACAAAAGCUGUACGUCAUUCGGGGAGGCUGAUGUGUUUCUAGCAUCAGGAAGCUGCGAGAUCUCGUCUGGGUUCGGGGACCAGUCGGCCAUCACGAGUCUCUUUUCCAAUGGAUCCGCCGUUGUGGCGCUGUAUUCUAACAACGCGUGUGGAGGAGAGCCUUCGUUGUACUUUGAACUUGAUAGUACUGCGCUAUCCACAGGCUCGUGCCAGCGAGAUCUGUACAGAUUUUACAGCAGUGAGAGCAUCUCUGGUCAAAUUGGAAGCAGUACUUCAGGGUCGAGCAACGGUGCAGUUGCAAGUGUCGAUCAUGACUCGGACAGCUCCAGUAUCGGCGUUGGUGCGAUAGUUGGCAUUGCCGCAGCAGCUUUGGUAGUUGCGUUGGUUGUCGCUCUGCUUCUUGCUCGUCGCACCCGUAAAAAAAGUGGAGCUGAAAUGGACGAGAACGACGCAUUUAAUGAGUUUCAAUCCCCUCAAAAUGGCGAUAAGGACGGAUCCUUGACUGCCCAAGGAUCUCUAGAGACGUCCUCAGUACAUGGUCACAGUGAAUCACCCAAGCCACUCAGUCUUGUUGGGUUGUGGGAUGAUGAAGUUAUCGCUACAGCUCGGAUCCCUCGCGAGAAGGUCGUCAUUCUUCGUCACAUCUGUCGGGGAGGUGGCGGUGAGAGGUACGACGACAAGGCGGAUAUGUUCUCGUUCGGUGUUUUGCUGUCUGAAUUGGAUGUGCAUGUACUUCCAUACUCGCACGCAAAGGAGAGGGAUGUUCAAGUAGCGGAUACUGUCACUUUACAAAAGGUUGCUCUAGGUACUUUGCAGGUCGAGUUUUCAUCGAGUUCGUUGGGAUCCGUGGUGGAUCUGGGUUUGUCGUGUGUGUCACGAAACCCGAAGGAGCGCCCAACCUCAGCCGAGGCACUCUAUCGACUACACACGAUCUUAUCGCAAGAAAUGUAG